AACAUUGAAAGGCCGUAUUUGUUGAACCAAAACAGCCCAUUUCAAUUCUUCAUCCAAUCGGCGCAGAGAGAGAGAGAGCAAGCUCCAAUGGCGUCAAAAUUUCAAGCUCUAUGGAAUCAUCCAGCUGGUCCUAAAACCAUUCAUUUCUGGGCCCCGACCUUCAAAUGGGGAAUUAGCAUAGCCAAUCUUGCUGAUUCUAGUAAGCCCCCAGAGAAAGUUUCAUAUCCCCAGCAAAUCGCUGUCACAGCUACUGGAGUUAUUUGGUCGCGUUACAGCACUGUUAUCACUCCUAAGAACUGGAAUCUUUUUAGUGUGAACAUUGUAAUGGCAGGUACAGGCAUUUACCAGCUAACGCGAAAAAUUCGGCACGAUUAUUUCAAUGACGACCAAGCUGCUGUGGCCAAAGAAUGAGCACAACUGCGGCGAAAUUCACCCCCUCUGUUUCCGUUUCAUAAUAAUCCCGGGCUCUGAUCCUAUCUUGUACUUAUAUAAUAUGUUCCUGAUACUAACAUAUAUUUACAAGAAUAUUUCGAAAGCUUAUUCUGAAAAUAUGAUGCUUAGAAUGUCAACAUUGUCAUUUGUCAUCUUAAUUGGAAAUAGUUAGUGACUGUGUUUCCCCUGA
This is a messenger RNA of Salvia splendens (bonfire salvia), 622 nucleotides long. RefSeq names its product mitochondrial pyruvate carrier 4. Gene Ontology annotation, biological process: pyruvate import into mitochondria. The transcript is spliced from 5 exons. The record is from RefSeq and is a predicted model, not a curated record. Gene Ontology annotation, cellular component: mitochondrial inner membrane. Lineage: Eukaryota; Viridiplantae; Streptophyta; Magnoliopsida; Lamiales; Lamiaceae. The coding region runs from base 88 to 411 and encodes 107 amino acids.